Molecule: messenger RNA, 768 nt
Organism: Anisakis simplex (herring worm)
Lineage: Eukaryota; Metazoa; Nematoda; Chromadorea; Rhabditida; Anisakidae
Source: the annotation of a GenBank genome assembly
AUGGGUUCAAUUGAAGGUUAUUUGAAUGAAAAUGGAAUAUUGAAUUUGCAACGUUUUGAGAAAUUUUUGAAAGUGUUCUCAAAAAUUGAUCGACAAAGUUUUGUGCAAAUAAUGGACGAUGAGAAUUAUUUGGCAUCGAAACGAAACGAAACGUCGAUGGCGAUGGGUGGUGGUGGGGGGUCGUCUUCGAGAGGUGUUGAUGGACACAAAUCCAAAUCGAUACGCAAAAAGAUACCAAAUGGGGACGAUGAGGAAGAAGACUUGGAAUUGCAUCCAUAUUCGGAUUCGGAUAUGGAGAUGGAUGAAGAGGAGACUGCAGAUGCGCAGAUGCAGGAAGCAGUGAAAGGGCAAUCGAAGGCGAAAGGUGCGUUCGAUUCGGAUUCUGAGGGCGACGACGGGUCCUCGGAUGAGGCGAAAUCACGAGAGGCAGAGACCAAAUUCGAACUGCCUUCAGCUUGCGAGUUGCUGUCUGAUGGUUUGCCACCGUCAGAUGAGGACAAUUUUGCAAUGGGAGUGUUGGAUGAAGAUGAUUACGAGAAUGAUUUUGAGAUCGCGUGGACACACACAGUGAAUCGAGCAUUCAAGAACCACAAACGUGACUAUUACACAGAUAAAUUGAAAUACGAGAAUAUCAGCAAGGAAGAGUUGAGAGAACAGGCCGAAGGCUACAUACGUGCACUGCAGUGGAAUCUGCAUUAUUACUAUCACGGUUGUUGCAGUUGGAAUUGGUUCUAUCCGCAUCAUUAUGCACCGUACAUAUCGGACGUU